UUACAGUUGUCAUGUAUCCCAGAGGAUACCAGUGGCCUUGAGCGCAUCAUGCUUGCUGCUCAAGGUGACCUGCAACGACUUCUGAGCUCAUUUUUUGCUCGGCCAAUAUUUAUUGAGCUCGUUUAUGCCAAUGGCUCGCCACGGCUGAGACCAGCAUCGUCCGAGCAUCCCAUAACCCAGUCACGGCAGGUACAUCUAGUAUGUGCUUCUAGAGUCGUCUGCACUGCUACCUCGACCGUCACCAUCACAAACCCCGACUUCGAACGUCUAUUUCUAGACGAUAAAUUCCCCAUUGGCCAAACAUUCCGCAAGAUGCAGCGCAACCCACAAUUUACCCUCCUUGACGUCCAGACACAGGUCGUCUGUGGCAAACGGGAACUGCGCAGGACGUAUACGCUCGAGACGGAGGGUUUCCUCUGUGAGAUUCUCGAAGUGUUCCCUGAUAGAGACAUGUUUGUUCGCGGAGAGGUAUGGCUCACUGAGAGCAAGCUGGAGCUCGAAAACAGUUGCGCUGUGGAGAGUCAGGAUUUGAAACCCCAGUGGCUUCCUGUCAGCACCGGCAACCCUGUCUGCUAG
Molecule: messenger RNA, 576 nt
Organism: Suillus paluster
Lineage: Eukaryota; Fungi; Basidiomycota; Agaricomycetes; Boletales; Suillaceae
Exons: 2
Source: RefSeq, a predicted model, not a curated record